Messenger RNA from Exophiala aquamarina CBS 119918, 1212 nucleotides. Its product is annotated as AUR protein kinase. The record is from RefSeq and is a predicted model, not a curated record. NCBI's taxonomy places the organism in Eukaryota, Fungi, Ascomycota, Eurotiomycetes, Chaetothyriales, Herpotrichiellaceae. Gene Ontology annotation, molecular function: protein kinase activity; ATP binding. Gene Ontology annotation, biological process: regulation of cytokinesis; protein phosphorylation; mitotic spindle organization. The transcript has 3 exons. Gene Ontology annotation, cellular component: spindle midzone; spindle microtubule; chromosome passenger complex. Bases 1 to 1212 code for a protein of 403 amino acids.
AUGGCAGCCAAAACUCUCGAGAGUCGGUUCGAGCAUCUUUCUGUCAACGAUGAGAACGAUGCCCCCGCCUCAACAAUUCUAAAGUCAAAGGCUGCAAACCAAGGAACGAUAGCAAAUCUACCCUCCACCCAAUCGCGCGCAAACUUGGUCAAGUAUGCACUUCAAGCUUCCAAUGAAUCCAGACAAAAUGCUGGCCAUAUCAUCACAACAACAACAACCUCUACCGUUCCAACUCUUCCCCCGUCGCCUGUCAGAAAACCUAUGCAGUCCUCUCGUGCAUCAGAUGAAAGUGACAACUCUCUACAACGGCACUCCAACUCAACAAACUUCUUCGACCAGCCACAAGCCCCCAAAAGCUUCCACUUGGGCAUGUUUGAGAUCGGAAAGCCAUUGGGCAAAGGGAAGUUCGGUCGCGUGUAUCUUGCACGGGAGAGGUCUUCGGGAUUUGUCUGUGCUCUCAAAGUCCUGCACAAAUCCGAGUUGCAACAGGGCAAGGUCGAGAAGCAAGUUCGUCGAGAGAUUGAGAUCCAGUCUAACUUAAGACACCCAAAUAUCUUGAGGCUCUUCGGGCAUUUCCACGACAGUAAGCGCGUCUUUCUGAUCCUCGAGUUUGCCGGUAAGGGAGAGCUGUACAAACAUCUCCGCAAGGAGCAUCGCUUCCCCGAAUGGAAAGCAGCUCAAUACAUCGCCCAAAUGGCCGCGGCCCUCAAGUACUUGCACAAGAAACAUGUCAUGCAUCGCGAUAUUAAGCCGGAAAAUAUCUUGGUUGGCAUCCACGGCGAAAUCAAGAUCUCAGACUUUGGCUGGUCUGUACAUGCUCCCAAUAAUCGUCGCAAAACCAUGUGUGGUACAUUGGACUACCUCCCACCCGAGAUGCUCAAACCCGGCAGCUCAGACAACUUCUACAAUGAGAAGGUUGACCUCUGGAGCUUGGGGGUCCUCACAUAUGAGUUCUUGGUGGGAGAGGCACCAUUCGAAGAUACUCCUGUCAUGACCCAGAGAAGGAUUGCUCGGGGAGAGAUGACUGUCCCCGGUUUCGUCAGCUCAGAUGCCAAAGAUCUGAUACAUAGGCUACUGGUGCUCGACCCCGAGAAGAGAAUCCCAUUAGAAGACGUUAUGCGCCAUCCCUGGAUUGUGAAGCAUUGCGUGACCAAGGGUGGAGAACGAGGAGCCCAAAGGGCAUCUGGGAGCAAAGACGGAAACUCUGAUUAA